This is a messenger RNA of Anolis carolinensis (green anole), 3231 nucleotides long. It is a transcript of the gene nfe2, whose product is annotated as nuclear factor, erythroid 2. Gene Ontology annotation, biological process: regulation of transcription by RNA polymerase II. Lineage: Eukaryota; Metazoa; Chordata; Lepidosauria; Squamata; Anolidae. The transcript is spliced from 4 exons. Gene Ontology annotation, cellular component: nucleus. Gene Ontology annotation, molecular function: DNA-binding transcription factor activity, RNA polymerase II-specific; RNA polymerase II cis-regulatory region sequence-specific DNA binding. The coding region runs from base 377 to 1651 and encodes 424 amino acids. The record is from RefSeq and is a predicted model, not a curated record.
AACCCUUGGGUCAUCUCAUCUGCCGCCACCGUCGCCGCCACCACUGGUGCUGUGGUUUCCCUGCCCCUUGCACAGGGGCGGCUCCUGUUAUGUAAUAUCAGCAGCCCACAGUGAGGCAGGGCACAGACCGUACAGCUCUGGCCACCUGGAGUGUGUAUGGGAGUAGCAGCGGCAGCAAUGGAGGCACCCUGAAGACUCCGAUUCACCUGGCCUGGAGCGGGGAACAUCGCUCACCUCUUGGCAAAACUGGGGGCUCAUUGUCCUGCACAUUUUGCGAAACCCUUUUAUUCCUCUUUACCCCACCCCGAUCUACAUACCUGGCUGGUCAGCCAGGAAUUCCUGCAGGCGCAGAGUGGGUACCCUUGUGGCUUCAUGAAUGUCUGAUCCAGGCAGCUGUGCGCUGCAGAUUCACAGAGCCUGCUCUGAGAGCUUUGCUGCCACGGCUGAUUUGGGGGGCAGCUUGCUGGACCAGACAUUGGGCAGGGUCCGGUGUGACAAGAUGUCUCCCUGCCCACCCCAGCAAGGAUGGCCACGGGGUGCCCUCCUCCCCUUAUAUAACCCAUUGGCAGCAGGGGAGCUUAGUUCACAACGGGAGCUUGGUUCACAACGGGAGAUGGAGCUCACCUGGCAAGAGAUCCUGUCUAUCUCGGAAUUGCAGGGCCUUGAUAUGCCAACUGAGAGCUGCUAUGACCCCAUCACAUGUGGCCACCCCCAACAGAUGGUCCCACCUCCAAGUUAUGGACCCUGCACUGGGAUGGAGGACAGCUCACUUCCCAACUACAGUCAACCUGCUUCUGUGUAUGAACAUAUACAUCCAGAAACUCUUCCACCCUCUUGUUCUCUCCACAGCUACACAGGAAUGCUGAUCUCCUCACUUGAGCCUCUGGGGCCUGCCAGGCUGAAUGCAUGUAAAGGUGGACCAGGGGUAGCCCUGGGCAACGGCGCCUAUGGGCCUCAAGGUCCCUGUAAGCCCCAAGAAGACAUGGAAUCAGACUCUGGCUUAUCACUUAACUACAGUGAUGCAGAGUCCUUGGAGGCAGAGGGGCUGGAGCAGGCAGAAUAUACUUCCCUGUACCCCAUUGAAUAUGCACCAGCAUAUCCAAUGCUGACUCCAGUAUCAGAGGUGCCCAUCUGUGGCCCACACACAGAACUUUCUUUGGAGAAGGGACAAGGCCCACGAGGUGAACUGGCAGGUAGUCGGGACGAACGGCGAGCCCUAGCCAUGAAAAUUCCUUUCCCUGUUGAGAAAAUCAUCAACCUCCCAGUGGAUGACUUCAAUGAGCUGGUGUCACGCUUUCCCCUGAGCGAGCCUCAGCUGGCACUGAUUCGGGACAUCCGCCGUCGCGGGAAGAACAAAGUGGCAGCUCAAAACUGUCGCAAGCGCAAGCUGGAGACACUGGUGCACCUAGAGAGGGAGCUUGAUGAUCUGAGUCGUGAGCGCCAGCGCCUGUUACGGGACCGUGGUGAGUUCAACAGGACACUGAUGCUUACAAGGCAAAAGCUGGGGGCACUGUACCACCAAGUCUUCUGCAUGUUGCAUGAUGAAGCUGGCAAUACCUAUUCUCCAGAAGAAUAUACACUGCAACUCACCGCUGAUGGCAAUAUCUUCCUUGUGCCACGGAAUGAACAGCUAGAUAUUUCUACUGACUGAAGAGGACAGGUCAUUGUGGGAACUGACGGACCCAAAUUGUAUAAGUACCAUUUUCAAGUGCAUUAUCCACAUCUGUCUCAAGAUCAUCUCAAUGUAGGAAGCUUGGAUUUGAAACUCCAAACCAUAUGGCCAGAAUGGAAGACAAUGUGUUCUGAUCUAGGACAAAAUCACUGCCCUGUAUUAGGUGCAGGUAGGAUUGGGGAAACCUUACUAGAGUUUAACCCCCCCACCCCACAAUCACUCUCUCCAACCUGGUGUGGUCCAGAUGUAAGGAGUAUACUUUCUAUCUUGCAGAGAAAACAUGGAAAGCUCCAGCUCUCAUUUGGCAAGCUUAUGCCCAUUUUCUGGUUACUUCACACGUAUUUUGUCCUUUAGGUUUGGGCCUUAUCUGCAUAGUAGCAAAGUGUGAAACAGGCAAGGCUGAGGUCAUCCCUGCCACCCUAUUGGUCUCUUCCCAUGAAUCCACACAUGACUCUUCGGAGCAUUAUUUUUUAUAAAAACAGUACCAUCCUUUUUUAGCACUGGGUGGUGUAUGUGCCUUCAAGUUGCUUGUUAACUUAUGGCAUUAAUUCCCUAGGACUUUCUUAUGCAAGAAAUACUUACAGGUAGUUUUGCCAUUCUCUUCCUCCAAAAUAUAGCCUACAACACCAGGUAUUCUUUGGUCUUCCAUCCAAGUUCAAACUAUGGUUGAUCCUGCUUAGCUUCUAGGCAGGUUCAUGAGCUAAGCUUGGCUCAGCUAAGUGUUCAUAUUCCAGAAACUUUGGCCCCUUUUAACACUGCCCCUAUAUCCCAGGAUCUGAUCCCAGAUUAUCUGCUUAUCCCAGAUUACCUAGCAGUGGAGGCUCAUAUAAUCCAGUUUGAAGCAGAUAAUCUGGGAUCAGAUCCUGGGAUAUAUGGUGGUGUAGAAGGGGGCUUAGUGGUGUUUGGAAACCUUCCUUUGUGGGUUUUAUAUUCUAACUAGUCAACAAGAUAGGAUUAAAUGGGGUUGCACAAAUCCAAUUUUAUAGGAAUUUUGUAAAUAUAACCAGAUUUAUGCUGAAUUCCAAGAAGGUUUAAGGUGCCAUUUUAGGGCAUCCCCAUUUAUAAAGUUUUAUUCAUGCAAAAAACACAGUAUAUGGAGAGUACUAAGUUACCCUUUAAAUAUGUUUAUGUUUUUGCUGACUUUAGUGAGAAAUACUCGACUGUGGCUCAAAGGCCAAACAUUUUAUCCCAAAACAUCCUGUAAGUUAUUUUUGGAUUUCUAUGAGGAAGUUAUGUUUCCUCCAUGGUAUAAAUACAGCUGUAAACAUAAAGCAACUAAUAUAAUGGAUUGGUGACAAACUUAAAUGGCUUGGUUACAAUAGACUGUUCUCUACUAGAACAAUGCAUUCUUUAAUGUGUAUUUUAAACCACAGCCAUCUCAAUACAGUAAACAAACCCAAGCCAGGAUGCAUCAGAAUGCAUGGCAUGGAAACACCAUGAGUGAUCUGAAAGACCAAGUAUUUGUAACUCACAAAGAAACAUUUCCUUUCAUAACCAUGUAUUUGUAAAUAAUGUAUUUUCCUUUUCUGUAAAAAUAAAAAAAAUGAUCUGGUACACAA